This is a messenger RNA of Alosa alosa (allis shad), 1656 nucleotides long. It is a transcript of the gene ggcta, whose product is annotated as gamma-glutamylcyclotransferase a. The record is from RefSeq and is a predicted model, not a curated record. Gene Ontology annotation, molecular function: gamma-glutamylcyclotransferase activity. Bases 103 to 609 code for a protein of 168 amino acids. The transcript has 4 exons. NCBI's taxonomy places the organism in Eukaryota, Metazoa, Chordata, Actinopteri, Clupeiformes, Clupeidae.
CAGCAUGACAAACAGCAGUUUACGUUAGGUGUUACUGGUGUGUCGUUAGGUCUUUACUGACUUGUAGAAACCCCUGAAUAGCAGUUUUUAAAUUGACUCAGUAUGUCUAGUGAUGGUUACUUCAUGUAUUUUGCUUUUGGGAGCAAUUUGUUGAAGGAACGGCUUCAGCUAAAAAAUCCAUCUGCGACAUUUUAUUCUACUGGUCGACUGAAGGAUUAUGUCCUGAGGUUUGGUUUGUGGGGAGAGAGGGUGCAGUGCAGGUGGAACGGCGGAGUUGCCACCAUUGAAGAAAACCCAGGUGCAGAGGUGUGGGGAGUAGUCUGGAAACUCAGCAAGGACAACCUUGCCUCUCUAGAUAAACAGGAGGAAGUGUACAGUCCCAUGGAGGUGAGUGUGGAGACAGACAGUGGACUGUUGGCCUGUCGGACGUACCAAAUGAACAACUUCAGUGCCUGCCUGCCUUCUCCCCAGUACAAGCAGGUACUGUGCCUUGGUGCCCAACAGAACGGCUUGCCCCUGGAGUACCUCAAGAAACUGCAAGACGUGGAGACUAACAACUACAGCGGGCCAUCAUCCAUCAUGGACGAGAUCAAACUUGUGAUGAACUAGCAGGGAUGUACCCGAGUAAGGAGACUCAUGACGUCCGUUCGGCCUUCGACGUCCCUCCCCUGAAAAUGGUGCCACACAUCACGGCAGGAGAAUCAGUUUGCUUUCUGAUCGGUUUGUUCUCCUCCUCCCUCCAGAAAUGGUUCUCAUAGUGUCCUUUUUCUUAUCUGAUUUCUUUUUUAUUAAUGGGGGAGGGGGUCAUUGGAGGUGAGUUGGAACAGAGGCCCUGAGGAACCAGUUUGGGUUUGCAGACAUGGAAGGGGCCAGGCAUUGGUUUGAUUCCCUUGGACUGGAGUCCAGGGAAGUGUGUCAAGCACUGGAUAAGUGUUAAGGCCAACGCCCGCUGGUGGCGCCUGACACACAUCAAGUGAUGCCAAAGUUUAGAGCUCCGUGACUCUGUGAAGUCCACUGGCGGCGUCUGAUGUGCAUUGACAAAGUUUAGACAUUUGUUCCAUCUCUUGAGCGUCAAAUCCAUAGACACGAAUGUCGCCGCCAGUGGGCGUUGGCCUUGAUGUUUUUUUCUUUCCUCAUAAAUGAUCCAUUGCACAAAAAUGUAUUCAUAAUGACGUAGACCCUCCAGAUCUCUCAGGACAUGAAUGUUGUACAUAAGACUCAACUCCAUGAACAAAAACCUAGCUAGCACAGCUAAAGUUUAUUUGAACAAUCAUCAGUGUCAAGUUGUACAGGGAAAAUAACUCAAGUAGCAGCUCACACAAGAGAUCUGAAUCCUUUCAGAGCACUGUCAUAAUGCUUGUUUUUAUCCCUAAUAAUGUAAUCAUUAACUACCUUUGCAGACCACCUGUUCUCUAUAGAAAUAAAAGACACAGACAGGACUACUGAACUGAAUUAAUGAUAUUUAGUAAAUUGGUAUAGUAUUGGACUAUGAUCCAUAAUAUUAAUUUUAAACUCAUCAUAGUCAUUAUGUCACCUGUUAUUGAAGUGUUCGAUGAUUUUCUUGCAGGUGUACAUAACUUUGUUUUCAUUUAUAUACAGUAAAAGUUUUUAAGCUGCAGUGGUCUUAUUUGAUUAAAUGACUAAGCACAAAGUAAA